Molecule: messenger RNA, 1313 nt
Organism: Terrapene triunguis (Three-toed box turtle)
Lineage: Eukaryota; Metazoa; Chordata; Testudines; Emydidae
Product: urotensin-2 receptor-like
Exons: 1
Coding region: 231-1313 (360 amino acids)
Biological process (GO): neuropeptide signaling pathway; blood vessel diameter maintenance; regulation of blood pressure
Cellular component (GO): membrane
Molecular function (GO): urotensin II receptor activity
Source: RefSeq, a predicted model, not a curated record
UGUAAAGGAUUGGGACAACCUAAUGAGCUGUAUUGUUUGGUGUGAGAAAUAGACUCUCCCUGACUGUUUUGGUGUCAGGUCAGCCAAGGUCUCUUCUCACUCCUUCCUUCCCCAGCUGUCCCCACAUUGAGUCUACAAGAGUACCACACACCAAGGGGAAAUGCAUCUCUGGCAGUGCAUGCUGUAGUUUCUCUCAUUACCAGAACGUGUGUUGUGACCCUGGGCCAGUGAUGGCAGAGGGGGGAGAGGAAGCUCAGUGUGGUAAUUUCUCAGAUGAUGGUACUAACCUAGAAGAGGAUAGCCCACUUACUGGGCUCUUGGGCACCAUCCUGACAAUCAUGUGCCUUUUUGGGAUGACAGGGAAUGUCUACACACUAGUGGUGACAUCCAGAGGCGUGUCUGGCCGCUCAGCUGGUUCCCUGUGUGUCUAUGUGGUCAACCUUGCUCUGGCUGACCUACUCUACCUCUCCACCAUCCCCUUCGUGGUAUGCACAUACUUUGCCCAGGACUGGUUCUUUGGGGAUGUGGGCUGCAGACUCUUGCUCAGCCUGGACCUCCUCACCAUGCAUGCCAGCAUCUUCCUGCUGACAGCCAUGAGCCUGGAGAGGUACUGGGCAGUGACCAGGCCACUGAGGGCCAGGCAAGCCGGGAACAGCUGCCGCAAACUCACCAGCCUGGCCCUCUGGCUCCUCUCGCUGCUGCUGACUGUGCCCAUGAUGGUCAUGAUCCAACUGCGGGACAGUGGCAGCCACAACAAGCGGAUCUGCUUCCCCACCUGGACGCCCGAGGCCUUCCGCAUUUACCUCACGGUGCUCUUCACCACCAGCAUUCUAGCUCCUGGCCUGAUCCUAGGCUUCCUGUACUGCCGCCUUGCCAGAGCCUACUGGACUUCAGUGGCGGCCAUGCAGCCAUGGGUGACAGGCCCGACCUUGAAGCAGAAGCUGUUCUCCAGGAUCUUCAGCAUCAUCGCAGCCUACUGGGCCUGCUUUGUACCCUUCUGGGCCUGGCAGCUCGCUAAGCUGUACUGGAGUGAGGGCCUGGGGAUCAGCCCUACCACCCAGGCAUACCUCAACUUUGGAGUGACCUGCCUGACCUACGGCAACAGCUGCAUCAACCCGUUCCUCUACACCCUGCUCACCCGGAACUACCGCGAGCACCUGGCCCAUAGUGGGGAGAGGCAGGCAGGGGAGCAGGUCCUCUUCCUGAUGGGGAAGCAGGGUAGGGUCCAAGCAGAAGGCAUGCCCAUGGCCUCCAAGGGACUGCCAGGCAGGGGGCUUGGGAAAGGAAGGCAGGGGGGAACCUCCGGCAAUUAA